This is a messenger RNA of Trichobilharzia szidati, 2054 nucleotides long. The record is from the annotation of a GenBank genome assembly. NCBI's taxonomy places the organism in Eukaryota, Metazoa, Platyhelminthes, Trematoda, Strigeidida, Schistosomatidae.
GAAUCUGGUGGGAGUUUUGUUUUUCAAGGUCAAAUACCUUAGACACGCCAAUCUAGUUGUGUGCAUAUGCUGACGUCGAUAAUUUCAACGCCUUCUUGAUCAUGUCCUGUGAUAUUAUUGAAACUCCUAGUGAUAAUGCUAAUCCAACUGUAGAUAACGUUAUUGGUGGAUUUACAAUAAUCGGUGAGAAGACCAAAUCAAAAAUAUCAAAUGUGAAAGAGGUUCUUCCAUAUUGGAUUACAAAUUCAGAAAAAUUUCCAGCUGAUUUACAGCACUGUCAUCCUAUCAGUGAUAAAGUAUUAAAGAUUAAUUCAGCUAUACAGUCACGUCUUUAUGAAAUGGGCAUUAGUCAAUUAUUUCCUGUUCAAUAUGCAGUGAUUCCUUACAUAAUGAACAGUUAUUACACAUCUAACUGCCGACCAUUAUGUCGUCCAAGAGAUAUAUGUAUAUGUGCACCAACCGGGAGUGGUAAAACCCUGGCGUAUGCAAUUCCAAUUGUUCAAUUACUGCUGAACAGAGUACAUCAAUUCAUUCGAGCACUAAUCAUUGUUCCCGUAAGAGAUUUAGCUGUACAAGUAUGUAAAACACUUAAUCAACUUAUUGAAGGAACAGAUAUCAAGGUUGCUCUUCUCGCUGGUAUUCAAAGUUUUACUAAAGAACAAGAAGAGAUUAUUGAUUCGUCAACGGAUAAUCCUACUGUUAAAGUGGAUAUUGUUGUUGCUACACCUGGACGUUUAGUGGAUCAUUUGUAUAAUACGUCGGGUUUUAGUAUGGAACGUUUACGAAUUUUGGUGAUUGAUGAAGCCGAUCGUGUUAUUGUCGAAGAGAAACAAAAUUGGUAUCGUACACUAGAAGAUGCCUUAUAUUAUUAUACAUCAUUGAAUAGUCACACUAACUCGACUUCCAGUAUUACUGGUCGUAAACGAUGCCGACCAAUUCCAACGAUUGGUUAUCAUUAUGAUAGAAAUGUUGAUAUUACACUACAAAAGAUCCUUGUUUCAGCCACAUUGACACAUGAUCCAGAACCGUUGAAACAAUUCAAUCUAUACUUUCCUAUUUUAUUUCGAUCAAGUCAAACAGAUUCUUCACUUGUAGAAAAUAAGAUCAUUCAGCCAACACUAGAAGAAGAAGCACAUGAUGGAAGUUACACAACGGAAAACAAGAAGAAGAAAAAGAAGUCGAAAUCACACCGAGAUGGUGAAGAAAGAACAAUGAAUGGUAUCGAUUCGGUGGAAACAAAAGACAAUAAUCACACAGCAAUAGAUACAACACUUUCUAAUGAUGUUAUUGAUGAUGAUGGCGGUGUCGGCCAAUUUUUUAUUCCACAGAACUUGGAGGAAUAUCUAAUCACAGCGAAACCGGAUAUACGUGUGCUAUUUCUUGUCUAUUUAAUACGUCAAAAACACAAAUCACGUAUUCUCUGCUUUACAAAUACAGUGAAUUGUGCCAAGCGCUUAAAUCUGCUGUUGUCUAAUUUUCAAAAUAUACACAGUAAAUUUCUGUCGAGUAAUCUGCAUCCAAAUAAACGUCAACGUAUACUGAAUUCAUUCAGUACUGGAAUGUGUCAAAUUCUAGUUUGUACAGAUUCUAUGGCGCGUGGUAUGGAUAUUGAAGAUGUUGAAUGUGUUGUCUCCUAUGAUAUACCGUCUAGUAUUAAAACGUACAUACAUCGUAUCGGUCGGACAGCUAGAGCCGGCAAGAAAGGUGUCGCUUACACUUUGCUGUCUACAAAUCAAUUCUAUCAUUUUAAAAAAGAUUUGAAACGUGUUGGUCGUAAAAAGAUAAAACAACUACAAUUCCACCAAAGUCAAUGGUCACAAUUCAAUGCUGAAUAUAAAGUUACAUUAAGAAAUUAUGAAAAUCUUAUGACAUCUUUAGGCAAAACUUCCUCGUCCCUGACAUCACUGCCAGAUGCUCUUACUGUAAAACAUGGAAAUGAAAAUAAAAAGAGCCUUUCAGAAAGUCGAUUUCACAACGAGGAGAACAAGAAAAAAGCUAAGCAGCAGAGGAAGAAGAAUGGGAAUAGCAAAGAAGUGCCUAUGGAGAUGGAAUAG